Fukomys damarensis (Damara mole-rat) is the source of this 1038-nucleotide messenger RNA. RefSeq names its product twinfilin-1-like. Gene Ontology annotation, biological process: regulation of lamellipodium assembly; positive regulation of neuron projection development; actin filament depolymerization. The record is from RefSeq and is a predicted model, not a curated record. Gene Ontology annotation, molecular function: actin filament binding; actin monomer binding. Lineage: Eukaryota; Metazoa; Chordata; Mammalia; Rodentia; Bathyergidae. Gene Ontology annotation, cellular component: actin filament; myofibril; cytoplasm.
AUGUCCCACCAGACUAGCAUCCAAGCAAGUGAAGAUGUCAUAGAUAUCUUUGCCAGAGCCAGAAAUGGAAAAUACAGACUUCUGAAAAAGCAACUUGUGGGUGGAUCAUGUAGUCAGCCUUCAGGUUCCUGGGAUAAGGAUUAUGAUUCCUUCAUUUUGCCCCUGUUGGAGGACAAGCAGCCAUGCUAUAUAUUAUUCAAGUUAGAUUCUCAGAAUGCCCAAGGAUAUGGAUGGAUAUUCAUUGCAUGGUGUCCAGAUCCUUCUCAUGUUCGUCAAAAAAUGUUGUAUGCAGCUACAACAGCAACUCUAAAAAAGGAGUUUGGUGGUGGCCACAUUAAAGAUGACGUAUUUGGUACAGUAAAGGAAGAUGUCUCCUUACAUGGGUAUAAGAAAUGUUUGCUGUCACAGUCUUCCCCUGCCCCACUGACUGCAGCAGAGGAAGAAUUACGGUAGAUUAAAAUUAAUGAGAUACAGACUGAUGCGGGUGUGGACACUAAGCAUCAAACGCUACAAGGAGUAGCAUUUCCUAUAUCUCAAGAAGCUUUGCAGUCUUUGGAAAAACUGCCUAACAGACAGCUGAACUAUGUGCAGUUGGAAAUAGAUAUAAAGACUGAAAUUAUAAUUUUGGCCAACACAACAAAUACAGAACUGAAAGAUUUGCCAAAGAGGAUUCCAAAAGACUCUGCACGUUAUCAUUUCUUUCUGUAUAAACAUUCCCAUGAAGGAGACUACUUAGAGUCCAUAGUUUUUCUUUAUUCAAUGACUGGAUGCACAUGCAGUAUAAGAAAACGGAUGCUGUACUCUAGCUGCAAGAGUCCUGUGUUAGAAAUUGAGGAAGGACAACUACAGAUGGAUAUAUUCAGAAAGAUAGAGAUAGACAAAGGGGAUGAGCUGACCGCCGAUUUCCUUUAUGAGGAAGUACAUCCUAAGCAGCAUGCACAUAAGCAAAGUUUUGCAAAACCAAAAGGUCCUGCAGGAAAAAGAGGGAUACAAAGACUUAUCAGGGGUUCAGUUGAAACAGAAGAGACUACUGAUUAA